AUGGAACAAAUGAUCAAGUUGAAUGAAACCACAGGGAGGCAGGUGACUGAAUUCAUCCUCAUGGGCAUCACAAACCAUCCUGAACUGCAGGGCCCCCUCUUUGUGUUGUUUUUCCUCAACUACAUGGCCACAUGUCUGGGGAAUCUAGGCCUGAUCAUCCUAACCAGUGUUGAUUCCCACCUCCAAACUCCCAUGUACUUUUUUCUCAAGAAUCUUGCAUUUGUUGAUUUUGGUUAUUCCACAGCUGUUGGUCCAAAAAUGUUGAUCAAUUUCAUAGUUGAGAAAAAUAUUAUUUCCUUCAAUGGAUGUUCAACACAGCAUUUUUUCUUUGGAAUAUUUAUUGUUAGUGAAAUUUUUAUCCUUUCAGCCAUGGCCUAUGACCGCUAUGUGGCUAUCUGUAAGCCCCUCCUCUACAUGGUUAUCAUGUCAGACAGGGUAUGUUGGAUCUUGGUAGCUAUCUCAUACCUUUAUAGCAUGAUGGCAUCCUUACUGGUCACAAUUAAGAUUUUUAAUUUGUCCUUCUGUAAAUCAAAUAUAAUAUCACAUUUCUACUGUGACUCUCUCCCUUUAGUAUCCAUUUCUUGUUUAGAUACCACUGAGAUUGAAUUAAUCAUUAUGAGCUUUUCUGCAUUUAAUUUGGUUUCUUCUCUCUUGAUAAUCCUUCUCUCUUAUAUGUUUAUUGUUGUGGCCAUUCUCAGGAUGAACUCUUCAGAGGGCAGACUUAAAGCCUUCUCUACCUGUGGCUCUCACCUCACAGGGGUGGUUGCAUUCUAUGGGACACUUCUUUUCAUGUACCUGCAGCCCCAUUCAAGCCACUCCUUUGAUACAGACAAGAUGGCCUCUAUUUUUUAUACCCUGGUCAUCCCCAUGCUCAACCCAUUGAUCUACAGUUUGAGGAACAAAGAGGUGAAAGGUGCAUUGAAAAGAGUCUUUAAAAAAUUGAUAAAUCAAAAUUAA
Molecule: messenger RNA, 957 nt
Organism: Dromiciops gliroides (monito del monte)
Lineage: Eukaryota; Metazoa; Chordata; Mammalia; Microbiotheria; Microbiotheriidae
Product: olfactory receptor 8K3-like
Exons: 2
Coding region: 1-957 (318 amino acids)
Biological process (GO): G protein-coupled receptor signaling pathway; sensory perception of smell
Cellular component (GO): membrane
Molecular function (GO): olfactory receptor activity; G protein-coupled receptor activity; odorant binding
Source: RefSeq, a predicted model, not a curated record